ACAUAUGAGUCCCACCUGCUCACGUAUAGGUUUAGGACUGCCAUCCCGAUCCAGACAUGCACGGCCGACCGAAAUCGGGCUCAGCCUACGUGAGACCAUGCCACAAUUAGUCUAUAUAAACGACGCUCUGUCCUAUGGCAUUUCCACACUUAGCUGCAAAAUACUAGUUAUAGCACAACAAGUUGUGGCCCACGGAAUUGAUCGAAAAUCCAUUUCUGAUCACUCCAACUGAUUGAAGGUGCACCUAUGGAGAACUGCUGUGUGCAAAAGCUGGCCAGCGCCCUCGGGACGCCCGACGUGCCCACCCGGUACGUCGUGCGCGGGCACCAGGACCAGCAGCUCACCACGACGGUCGUAGCGCCGGUCCCUGUCAUCAACCUCAGCCUCCUUUCCAAGCAGGACGGAGGCGCUGCUGAUGAGGCGGCGAAGCUCCGCUCAGCUAUCGAUUCCUGGGGCCUCUUCCUGAUCAGUAACCACGGCGUAGACGCGGCGGUGAUGGACGGCAUGAUGGCCGCGUGCAGGGAGUUUUUCCGGCAGCCGCUUGAAGAGAAGCAGAGGCAAAGCAACCUGAUCGGAGAUGAUCAGUACGAGGGGUACGGGAACUACGAGGGGUAUGGGAACGACCAGGUGUCCUCGCCGGACGAGACCCUAGACUGGACUGACCGUCUCAAGGUGGAGCCCGAGGAUGAGCGGCGCAUUGCCCUCUGGCCAGCGCAUCCCGAAGGCUUCAGGGAUGUUCUGCACGAGUUCACGAAGAAAUGUGGGGCAGUGAAGGACAAUGUGCUCCGGGCAAUGGCGAAGCUGCUGGAGCUUGACGACAACGACUACUUCGUGGACCAGCUUGUGGAGAAGCCUUUCACUAACGCUCGAUGCAGUUACUACCCGGUGUGUCCGAGGCCGGAGCUCGUGUUCGGCCUCACGCCCCACUCUGAUGGAACCGUUGUUGCUGUCCUCAUGGUUGAUGACAGCGUUGGUGGCCUGCAAGUUCUCAGAGAUGGGGUCUGGUGGGAUGUACCAAUCGUACCUCACACACUGCUGAUGAUUAUAGGUGAUCAAAUGGAGAUAAUGAGCAAUGGGAUCUUUAGGAGCCCUGUGCAUAGGGUUAUGACAAACGCAAAGAAAGAGAGGAUAUCGGUGGUUCUAGACUACUCUGUUGAUCCUGAGAAAGAAAUCGAGCCAUCGGCUCAACUGGUCAAUGAGAAGAGACCAGCCUUGUACAGAAAAGUGAAGGUCAAAGACUACAUUGUGGCACAUUACACUCAUUUUUCUCAAGGGAAAGAAGUUGUUAUGGGUAAACUAAAGAUAUAACUACGUGUGGUGCAAUGAAUUUGUUACAAAAAAGGUAGUCACUUUGCGACAGAUAUUUGUAUCAUGUUUCAUUACAAGGCAAGCGUGUAUUUAAUCCCAUUGUUCAACAGCACAUGUUGUUUCAAGUUUUGGCAUGGUCUACAUGCUAAUAAAAAGAAAUAAAGUUGUAAUAUCAUUAA
Messenger RNA from Aegilops tauschii subsp. strangulata, 1487 nucleotides. Its product is annotated as jasmonate-induced oxygenase 4. The record is from RefSeq and is a predicted model, not a curated record. NCBI's taxonomy places the organism in Eukaryota, Viridiplantae, Streptophyta, Magnoliopsida, Poales, Poaceae.